CCGAGGGACGGUCUUGUCCGUUCAGAGGCGGCUUUUACACCUGAAGAAAACAACACCGAAGUUGUGAUCGUCCAGGGUCAGUUAAUAAGCGGAGACAGCGCAACAGAACCUGCUCAAAGCCUUGCACCCAGGCUGAGUCACCCCUGGCUUGCCUGGCCACGCCCCCUUCCAUCGCCCGCGGCGAGGUCCCGCCCCUUCCACCUCCCACUUCCUGGUAACCAAGCUGCUUUGCGCCGCCUUCUCGGGACCUGAUUGGCUGACGAGGCAACCGCUAACGGCUACGGAGUUUAAACCCAAGCCCUGGCCCCAAGCGCUGGGCUCCGAGAUCUGAGUGGUGGUCCCACCACGCUGAAAAAGCGUGAUGGAGUACCCAGUGAUGGAAACUGGUUCACUUUUUACCUCAGGAAUUAAAAGACAUGUGAAAGAGAAAAGAAUUUCAAAGGCUGCUAAGUUGAAUGUUUCUCUUGCUUCAAAAAUCAAAACAAAAAUAAUAAACAAUUCUUCUAUUUUCAAAAUUUCUUUAAAACACAACAACAGGGCAUUAGCUCAGGCUCUUAGCAGAGAGAAAGAGAAUUCUCGAAGAAUUACAACUGAAAAGAUGCUAUUGCAAAAAGAAGUGGAGAAACUGAAUUUUGAGAACACAUUUCUUCGUCUAAAGCUAAAUAAUUUGAAUAAGAAGCUUAUAGAAAUAGAAGCACUCAUGAACAAUAACUUGAUAACUGCAAUUGAAAUGAGCACUCUUUCUGAGUUCCAUCAGAGUCCCUUUCUUCUGCCAAGUAGCAAGAAGAAACGGGUUAGUAAACAGUGCAAAUUGAUGCGUCUUCCAUUUGCAAGGGUUCCAUUAACUUCAAAUGAUGAUGAUGAUGAAGAUAAACAGAAAAUGCAGUGUGACAAUAUCAUGUCAAAGACAUCACCUGAUAGCCCCUCUUUGGUAUCAACUCAGCAUAACUUGGAAUUGUUAUUUCUUAAAGAAAAUGAUCAGAAUGUUUGUGGUGUAAAUGAUUCAAAACACAUUUCUUCUAUUGUUGAUAUACUUCCCAAAGAAAGCCCUUCCCACUCAGACCAAAGUUCCAGGAGUUCUCUAAUGAGUGAGAUGAAAAAUGCCCAGUCGAUGAGCCACAGAAAGAAGUCAUCUCCUAGUAAUGUGACUAAAAGGAAAAAACGUGUAUCAUCUUGGGAAUCAAAUAAUCCUGCAGACACUCCCUGUGUAACAGAUUUGGAUCAACAACAGAUUUCAAGUCCAACAUUAAAUUGGAAUAAUGAAAUAAAAGAUUGUACUAACGAAGCAGAUAUUAAAAUGCAAAGAAACAUAAUGUGCCUUCCUGCCUCAUCUGAGUCUGCAAGUGAACCUACUGCAGAGGGCAUGAAUCCAGUUCAGGGUAAUGAUGACUUUCAAUUGCAAAAAACUGUGUAUGAUGAUGACAUGGAUUUAACUGCUAGUGAAGUAAGCAAAAUUGUUACAGUUUCAACAGGAACUAAAAAUAAAAGAGAUAAUAAAAAACCAAAUGAUUGUGGAAUGAAAACUUUCAGAAAAGUGAAAGAUCCAAGCUCUGAAAAAAAGAGAGAAAGAUCAAAGAGACAAUUUAAAAAUAGUUCAGAUGUGAAUAUUGAGGAAAAGAUCAAAAAUGGACCAGAAAGAAGAUCUGUUGUCCUGGAUGGCAAAGGGGAUUCAGAAGAACCAAAUUUUAUUUUCAGUACUGAACAGCUGACUCAGUUGAACAUGCUGAAGAAAAUAACCCUUCAUAAUGGCUUUGAUCAGGAUGACACACAAAGUACACAGUAUAACAAAAAGAAGAAAAGAAUUCAUGUACCAGAUGAUCAAGAGGAAACAUACUCUUUUUCCCAAAGUUCAGAUAAAUUCCAGCAGGACAGUAAAUUUGAUAUGGGUCCUAGUUCUCUAGCAUAUAAGAAAAGUAAAACUUCUAGACAGACAUUUGUGAUUCAUACGUUAGAAAAAGAUAACUUAUUCCCAAACCAAAAGGUUAAAGAAACCACCUCUGAAAACCUAGGAGUCACAAGUAAAUUUCAAACAGCUUAUCUUUCCAACAAAGAUAAUGGAAAGUUAUGUGAUUAUGAGACCCAAAAUAUGUUAGAUUUGAAAAAGCAUGUCACUGAUAUGCAACCCACUCAGCAAAAUGAAUCAAAAAUAAAUAAGAAGCUUAGGCAAAAAAUAAAUCGGAAGACAGAAAUAAUUUCUGAAAUGAACCAAAUACUUGGGGAUAAUGCCAAAGAUGUGCAAGGCCCAGAAAAAGGUAACUUUUCCUUCCAAACCCAAGAGGAUAAAGAAAUCAUCUCUGGAAACCUAGAAGUUUCAAAUGACUUUCAAAAAUCUGGUCUUUCCACUAGCAAUAAUGGAAACCCGUGUGAUUGUGAGACCCAGAGUGUAUUGGGUCUGCAAAAGCAGAUCACCGACAUGUACCCUGUUCAGCAAAAUGAAUCAAAAAUUAAUAAGAAUCUUAGGCAGAAAGUAAAUCGGAAGACAGAAAUAAUUUCCAAAGUGAAUCUUUUAGAUAAUAACAAAAGUGGGUAUUGCCCAGAAAAGGGUAACUCUUUCUUCCUAACCCAGGAUAAAGAAAUUAUCUCUGAAAACCUAGAAGGCACAAGUGAGUUUCAAACACCUGCUCUUGCUUCCAAAGAUAGUAGAAACCUAUAUGAUUAUGACACUCAAAAUGUUUUGGGGGUGAAAAAGCAUGUUUAUGAUAUACAACCUGUUUGUCAAAAUGAAUCAAAAAUAGAUAAGAAGCUUAGGCAAAAGGUAUGUCGGAAGACAGAAAUCAUUUCUGAAAUCAGCCAAAUAUAUAAGAAUGACGACAAAGGAAUGCUUGACCCAGGAGAAGGUAACUUAUUUUCUCUAACCCGAAAAGAUAAAGAAAUCAUCCCUGAAAACCUAGAAGAUGGAAAUGAGUUUCAGAUAGCUGAUCCUUCCCUCAGAGGUAAUAGGAAUCCAUGUGAUUAUGAGACUCAAAACCUUUUAGGGGUGAAAAAGCAUGCUACUGAUACUGGGAAGCAAGAUGAAUCAAAAAUAAAUAAGAGUCUCAGGCAGAAAGUAAGUCGGAAGACAGAAAUAAUUUUGGAAAUGAACCAAAAAAAUGAAUUUAGCGACAAAGGUGUACAUGACACAGUAAAAGGUGCCUUCUUUUCCCUAACCCCAAAGGAUAAAGAAACCAUUUCUGAAAACCUAGAAGUCACAAAUGAAUUUCAAACGAUUUAUCUUCCCACCAAAAAUAAUGGAAAUUUAUAUAACACCCAGAAUAUGUUGGAUUUGAAAAAGCAUGUCACUGAUAAGCAACCCGCUCAGCAGAAUGAAUCAAAAAUAAAUAAGAAGCUUAAGCAGAAAGUAAAUCGGAAGACAGAAAUAAUUUCUGAAAUGUACCAGAUAUAUGAGGAUAAUGAUAAAGAUGUGCAUGGCCAAGAAAGCUAUACAAAAGAUCUUAAUUUUAAAAUAAAUAAAUCUAAAAGACUUGAAGGCCAAGGUAUUAUCAGUGGAUACUGUAUGGAAAUCAACAGUAAUGAAAAAGAAAAUUGUGGUCAAAUUUCAAAUCCUUAUAAACCAGUUAAAAAGCAUGGGAAAGAAUCAUCAGGCAAGGCAAAGAACAUUUUGGCAAAAGGUAACAACAAACCUAUCUUGCACUUAACAGGUUCUUCACAGACGUCUGUCUCCUUAGAACCAGGUUUAAAACACACUGCUGAUGAGACAGAUUCUGACCCUGGAAACCAAAUGGAGCUACAUAAGAAUCCAAAGCAAAGCACUACAACUCUGAAUAAAAAGAGAGAUAUCCCCUUCGUGGAAGUGACAAAGGAAGGAGAGUGCCAGGUCAAAAAAAUAAAUAAAAUGACAUCCAAAUCAAAGAAAAGGAAGACCUUCGUAGAUCCUUCUCCAGAUAGUCAUGAACUAAUGGAGAUAAUAUCUGACACCGUUCAGGGAAUAUCAGUUGAAUCUGAAUAUGCUGUUAAGGAAAAAAAUUUGGAAAAUGAGGAAACUGUCAAAAUUAAGCCAGACUUUUACACAAAAAUGUUGAAAUCUUUAUCUCAGAUAUAUUCACCUAACAGACAGAAUUCUUCCUUUAACAGUGUUCCUGAGGGUUCAAAACCUUUAAGUAUUUCUUCUAGUAAAAAUCUGAAAGAAAAUGUUGCUCUGGAGAGCUCACCCAUCUUUCAAAUAAGUGAUGAUGUGCAUGAGAAGAUGAAAAAUAUGAAAUUUAAAGUCAACCAAAGAACACAAAGAUCAGAAAUAGGUGUUAGAAUGCUACAGGACUUGACAAAUACCAGUUUUGUUUCAAAUAACACUGCUAAAUCUGAAAACAAGUUAGAAGAUCUAUCUUCGGAGCUGUCAAGCCGAAGAAGAAGGUGUACUCCUCUCUCUUUAAAAGAGCCAAGUCUCAAAGGGAAGAUGAGAAGAUGAGUGAAUUUAUACAUUCUGGUUUUUCUGAAUUCUCAAACCAUAACAAGUCAAAACAAGGAUAUAACUAAGAUCAAGAAGAUGAAACACGUGACAAAAAGUUUUGGGUUUUUUUUUCUUUUUCAUUUUCUGUCUUUUCGUGGAGUGUUUAUUCUUAUGUAUAUAUAAUAUGCAUAAAAUAGCUAUUUUGUAAUACUAAGCUUUUUAAAUUAUUUUGGUCAUCCUAUAACAUCUUCCUGCUCAUUUAAGCUCCUUUCAACCAAACAACCUUUAACUAAACAAUAGCUAUUAGCCUUUUAACCAAAUAAAAUGUAUUAUAAAUACUUUUGCAUUGGUUAUCUUGUUGUACACCAAGCUAUCUUGUUUUGUUUUGUUUUUAAAACCAUUCAGUAAAUGUGAACACCUGUAAGAUUUUAAAAGUCACCUUCUGCCCUGGCCAGUUGUCUUUCACCCUUCGUUCUUCAACUUUCAAAAUUACUUGUUCAAUUGCAGCUUCUCUAUUACUUCCAUUAUAUGUAAUCUGAUGACUUGGCUGAGGGGUUAACCUCUCAGGCUCUUUUGAAUUUGGUUUUUAUAACUUUAAGUAGUAAAUCCUAUUCCUAUCUGAGAUUAAUGAACAUAGCUUACUGUAUUCAGAUGACUAGUCAAAUUCUAUUCUGCCCAUAUGGAAAAGUUUUCUUAGACAAUAUCCGACAAUGAAAAGCGUGGGCCCAGAAAUCUGCAUUUUUAACACCGCAGAUAAUUCUGGGGCAGAUUGUUCUAGGACCAAACUUUGAGAAACUGCUGUAGGACUACAGAGUCCCACAGAACUUACUCAUUAUCAACAGCAUUGGCUGGAUGGAGGCUAGAGUCUUUAUUAAAGGAACAGUUUACACAGUGGUCAAGAGCUUGGCAUCCUGACAGUCUGUUCCUUUCCUGUACUCCUAUUACUUUAAGGCUUCGGACCUCCUAGAGUCAUUCUCUGGUAUUAUGUUUCCUAUUGUUUAGUUCUAUUUUUUUUUUCCUUUCCGUGAGGUUUGUCUUUUUUUUCUGUUCCCAUGCAAAUUAUUUUUCAUUGUAUGUAUCACACUUAUAAACCUUUUAUUGUUGGUGGAAUUUGGUCACAGCAAGAAACAAAUUUCCUAUUCCCAUAUUAUAAAGACAUUUACCCAUGGUUUCAUUUUGUUUUUACAUUUAAAUUUCUGAUUCAUGUGGAUUUUGUUUCAUGAUGUGAGAUACGAAUGCAAUUUUGACCUUUUUCCAAAUGAUUUCCCAUUAAUUAAAAAGUCCGUGUUUUCCACUACUGAUUUGAAGUGCCACCUUUUUCAAUGUUGUAUUUCCAUGUACACUUAAAUUUAUUCCUCAAUUUUCUGUUCCCUUUACUUGUCUGUGUUUCUUUUUAUGCCCCACUACCAUCCUCUUUAAAUUAUAGAGACUUUGUGGGAGUUUCAAAGUCCCUCAUGGAGGUUUUCCACAUUUCUUGAUGCCUAGGCAUUCUCUCUUUUUUUCCUGGUAAUAUAAAUGGGAAAUAAACUCUGUUAUUGUUUGCAGUAUUUUCUAGAUCUAUCUCCUGAAAACCAAGCUAUCUUUACUCCCUUUUUCUCCCCAAUUCUUAAUGCCUCUCGUUGCUUUCUCUUGUCUAAUUGCAUGGCUGCUACCUUAUGUUAAAUGUUAAAUAGCAGUGACAAUAGUGGGUAUCCUUGUCUUGUUCCUGAUUUUCAUGGGAAUGCCUCUGGUUUUAUCCCAUUAAGUAAGAUGCUGUG
Molecule: messenger RNA, 6141 nt
Organism: Physeter macrocephalus (sperm whale)
Lineage: Eukaryota; Metazoa; Chordata; Mammalia; Artiodactyla; Physeteridae
Gene: SGO2
Product: shugoshin 2
Exons: 10
Coding region: 362-4402 (1346 amino acids)
Biological process (GO): meiotic sister chromatid cohesion
Cellular component (GO): kinetochore; chromosome, centromeric region
Source: RefSeq, a predicted model, not a curated record